This is a messenger RNA of Phialemonium atrogriseum, 1682 nucleotides long. RefSeq lists its product as uncharacterized. NCBI's taxonomy places the organism in Eukaryota, Fungi, Ascomycota, Sordariomycetes, Cephalothecales, Cephalothecaceae. The record is from RefSeq and is a predicted model, not a curated record. The transcript is spliced from 5 exons. The coding region runs from base 292 to 1476 and encodes 394 amino acids.
GAAGAUUCGGCCGAUUCCAUGUUCCCGCGCUUCGCUGAUCUGCGUAGGGGUCCGUGGGUUGAGGGACCGAGCUUCAACGCCUCAGCAGUGCGCCCAAUGGGACGGUCUAGUGGCAAAACGACGCCUUCGUUGGGGAGGGAAUCAGGGGCAUGGGGUUGCGACUCAUGCAAAGCCUGAGACGAUCCCAAGUAUUCGCUACCGGGGGCCCGAUAAAUAACCUGUCGGAUCGACGUUGAGACCCACUCUACCCCGACUUGCGGCACGGACCUUGGGACGGCCGAGACAGGAGAUAUGAGAUGCCUCACUCCCGCUGUUCCCUCUGCCCGGAAGUCGAUUGUGUUUUUGGAUCUCCUUCUAUUGUUUUUUCCUUCUUUACAUUCGUUUUAUUAUCCCCCACCCCGUUUUUGUUCUUUCUCCCCCCUCUUUUCCCGGGAGUCAACCUCCCUGGUUAUUUCACACACCAUGGAUUCCGCCACCUUGGAAGGGUGCUCCGAACCGGCCCUACUACCGACGGAGGAAGACUACGGCCCGCAUCUGAACCGCACGAUAUGGAUCUUGACGACUCUCUCGGCGUUGUUCCUGGGUUUGCGGCUGUAUUGCAAACAUUGGAGGUGUCGAUCACUGUGGUGGGACGACUACGUCCUGGUUUUGAGCUGGGUUGCUCUCGCUGUCUCGGCGUCGCUGCAGUCGGUCUGCGUCAGUCUCGGGCUCGGCAAGGCCAAUGGCGACAUCCUGCCGGACAACUUUACGCUGGUGGUCAUAUACUCGUACGCGGCGGGGUUUGUCUCGGUCCUGGCGACAGUGUGGAGUAAGACGUCGUUUGCAAUGACUCUGCUGCGCAUCUCGAACGGCUGGGUGAAGAAAUUUGUCUGGUUCAUCAUCAUCACCGUCAACAUUGUGCUGGGCCUCAACGCUACAUUCCAGUGGAUCCAAUGCUGGCCGGUUCAGAGGCUGUGGGAUAUCAACGUGGAGGGCUCGUGUUGGACGAGCAGCAUGGUUCAACAGUACAACACCUUUACGUCUGCUUAUUCGGGUGCGAUGGAUAUCGUGUUGGCAUUACUCCCGUGGAAGAUCAUCUGGAAUGUCGCAAUCAACAAGAAGGAGAAGGUUGGCGUGCUAUUCGCAAUGAGCAUGGGCGUUUUUGCCGGCAUCACGUCCCUGUUGAAGAUUGCCACCCUUUCGGCCAUUGGAAAACCCGAGAUCUCCCCAACCGUGGACCUGUUCAUCUUCGGCACGGCAGAAGGCGCCAUCACAAUCAUCGCUGCAUCAAUCCCGAUUCUUCGAGCUCUCAUCCAACGAGAGGGUCAACCACCGCCAGCGCGAUUCGUCCAGCUCCACGAAGGCCGAUGGGUUACCUCGCAGCGUCUGCGGGAAACGAAGAAAGACAUCGUGGGAUGGCAAGGAGACACAGACACGGACAUGGAAGUGGCCUUGGGACGGUCACGUUUCUGGAGGCGGAACCCAGCCGCUUCAUGAGGAUGUAUACCUAUGUGCGAUUUGUUUUGAAGCCUGCAGGAGAUGGGCUCGUUUGUAAGACUAGAAGUCAGGAUACCUACGGCGUUCAGCGAGGGGUCACAAUCAAUUUUUUUCUUGUUCUUCUUCUCUUGACCACCAAAAACAUCGACGAAAAGGGCCAAGGCGGGCAGCCGAAAAUCGCUGAGCUUCCAUGGCUGCUUGGCGGG